AUGACCUAUGACCAAUUUCUCAUCGUCGACUGCCUAACGGCAUAUAACGUCAUAGUUGGACGAACGACACUCACCGGAAUCAAAGUGCACCUAUCCCCCCAUAUGUUGCUGAUGAAGUUCUUGACUUGUAAUGACACUGGCGUUGUCCGAGGAGACCAACUCAGUGCACGGACGUGCUAUGCAACAGCGAUGAAAUCGAUAGCCUCUAAACCUCCCAGAGAGACCAUGUUUGUCCAAGGGGCACCGAACGGUAACGGACCCGUUGACGACCCAAGGGAAGAAAACCCGACGCCACAAACACAGUCUGUCGAAGAGCUGGAAACGGUGGUGCUAAGCGAAGAGCAACCUUAUCGAUGUGUCAAAAUCGGCACCGCACUCAUCCCAUCUCUCCGAGCGCAAUUCAUCGAGUUCUUACGACAUCAUUCAGAGGUGUUCGCCUGGUCUUAUGAUGACAUGCUAGGCAUCUCUCCGGAGGUCAUUAGCCAUAAGCUCAGCAUCUUCCCUGCCUAUAAACUUGUAAGACAAAAGCGUCGUUCGUACGAUGUCGAAAGGUACGAAGCCAUGUGUACCGAAGUUGACAAGCUAAAAGUCAUGGGCUUUAUCAUGGAAGCUACGUACCCUGUCUGGCUUGCAAACUCGGUAAUGGUACGGAAGGAGAAGGGCGGGUGGCGAAUGUGCCAGGACUAUAUCUACCUGAAUAAAGCCUGUCCGAAGGAUAGCUUCCCAUUGCCCCGGAUCGACCAGCUCGUGGACGCUACCGCCGGUCAUGAAUUGCUCAGCUUCAUGGACUCAUACUCCGGGUAUAAUCAGAUAUUCAUGCACCCUGUCGAUAGCGACCAUACGACGUUCAUCACUGACCGGGGUUUGUACUGCUACAAUGUCAUGCCGUUAGGCCUGAAGAAUGCGGGGGCAACAUAUCAAAGGCUCGUUAACCGAAUAUUUGCCAAACAUAUCAGUAGCAUCAUGGAAGUGUACGUUGACGAUAUGUUGUGUAACACCCCGACUCCAAAUUUAUUCCUAUUUUAA
Prunus armeniaca (apricot) is the source of this 1026-nucleotide messenger RNA. The record is from the annotation of a GenBank genome assembly. Lineage: Eukaryota; Viridiplantae; Streptophyta; Magnoliopsida; Rosales; Rosaceae.